Molecule: messenger RNA, 479 nt
Organism: Rhincodon typus (whale shark)
Lineage: Eukaryota; Metazoa; Chordata; Chondrichthyes; Orectolobiformes; Rhincodontidae
Gene: abca4a
Product: ATP-binding cassette, sub-family A (ABC1), member 4a
Exons: 4
Source: RefSeq, a predicted model, not a curated record
AGUUCAUGACGAGAAGCAGCCUCUGUGCUCAAUCAAGUAAAGGUGCUCUGAGAAUAUGGCUAGUUUCUGGGCGCAGCUGGGAUUGCUGCUGUGGAAGAAUUUUACAUACAGGCGGAGACAGACAUUUCAGCUGCUGAUAGAGGUUGCGUGGCCUCUCUUUCUGUUCUUCAUAUUGAUCUCUGUGCGACUCUCUUAUCCUCCAUAUGAGCAGCAUGAGUGCCACUUCCCAAACAAGGCAAUGCCAUCUGCUGGGACUCUGCCAUGGAUUCAAGGCAUUAUUUGUAAUGCAAACAACCCCUGUUUCCGCUAUCCAACACCGGGUGAAUCCCCAGGAGUGAUCGGAAAUUUUGAUAAAUCGAUAAUCUCCCGUCUGUUUUAUGAUGCCAAGAAAAUUCUUCUGUACAGCCAAACGGAUGGCAACGUGGGAGCCUUUCACAACCUGUUUGAAGCUCUAAAGAAAUUCAGCAAUUCUACUUCAG